AUGUCGCGUCCGUUCACUCACUGCGGAGUCACUCACGAUUACGCCGGGCCGCUGAUUUUGCGCGAGACAAAACGGCGUUACUUCCGGAAUCACAAGGCAUAUGUAGCCAUUUUUGUGUAUUUCGCCACCAAGGGCGUGCACAUAGAGCUCGUCAGUGACCUCACUUCCGAAGCAUUUAUCGCUGCGCUCAAACGACUCGUGUCGCGAAGGGGGAAGCCACUGUGCUUGUAUUCGAAUAACAGCACUAACUUCGUCGGAGCACACCGACAGAUCAAAGAAUUUUAUGAUCUCUUACACAAUGAGCAAUUGCAGGGCGAAGUCGAAGGUUUCCUCCGCGAGCAAGGUACUUCUUGGAAGUUCAUCCCACCUAAUGCACCGCAUUUCGGCGGUUUGUGGGAGGCAGCGGUGAAGUCCGCCAAAUAUCACCUUAAUCGCAUCGCAGGUAAAGCGCACUUAACUUUCGAGGAGAUGCAGACGGUGUUAUGCGAGAUCGAGGCUAUUUUGAACUCGCGUCCGCUUACGCCUUUAAGUACUGAUCCAAACGACCUGGUCUUUCUGAGUCCAGGUCAUUUCUUGGUUGGCACCACCUUGAAUAGUUCCCCUGGCGAAGAUUUAUUCGAUGUGAAUGAGAAUAGGUGGAGCCAUGAAUGUUUAAAUUCUCUCCAAGAAAAGUCCAAAUGGCGAUGCAACAAGGGCGAGCAACUGAAGCCGAAUCAGCUGGUCUUGCUUAAGCAGCAGGGACUAGCGCCGCUACAAUGGCAGUUAGGGCCGAUAGAGGAAGUCCAGGCAACGUUCCGACAACGUAGCACGAACCGCCACUAUCAGGGCUACAAAGGGCUUGAUUACCAUGCCCUUAUCCAGAAUUGCCAUACUACCGAUAAAUACAUAGCGCUCAUUGUAAUCAGGGGCAGCUAA
Molecule: messenger RNA, 915 nt
Organism: Harpegnathos saltator (Jerdon's jumping ant)
Lineage: Eukaryota; Metazoa; Arthropoda; Insecta; Hymenoptera; Formicidae
Exons: 2
Coding region: 1-915 (304 amino acids)
Biological process (GO): DNA integration
Molecular function (GO): nucleic acid binding
Source: RefSeq, a predicted model, not a curated record